CCCACCCCCCUGCAUUGGGAGCGCGGCAUCUUACCCACUGGACCACCAAGGAAGUCCCCAACAGUAUGUUCUUCUAAUUGUGCGAAAGGAUCACCUGAUGCCCUUGACUAGAAUGCAGAUUCUAGUAUCCCACAUAAUUCAGUUGAGGUGGUCUGACAUGUGGCAUUAAAAUAAAAUCACCCAAAUGAGAACGGAGGCCAUUUAUUCAGAUCUUGCUAUAGCAAGAGAGUCAGGACCAUCAUUUGCCUUUGAUAGAAGCUCAAAGGCAGAUAGGGGAGCGGGAAAGCUUUAUAGAAGUGGAAAAAAGGGGAAGGUCUCAGGUAUACGUUGGAGGUUGUUGGCCUGGGAAAGCUGGAGUCCAGCUACUAGAAUCAGAGUAUUUUAUGUGAUUGGUAUGGGGAGCAUAUUUGGCUUUCUCUGACUGGUCCCAAGUUGAAAGUAGGGGUAAAAAUAGGGAAGUUGGCAGUCAUUGACCACCUCCUUACUGUUCUGGUGCAAUUGCUGCAGAAGUUGUGGUUUGGCUUCCUGGACUUCUUAUGUGGUUCAGAGUUCUUUUGUCAUAUACAGUCUGGCCAUUGUCUGUUUGUAUAUUGUCUCUCAGACCAUAUUCUGAGAAACACACUGGGCCUCUGGUGUUCCUUUCAUCCUGGUCUCCUUCCUCCCUUAAGCUGGCUAGACUAUAAACUCCGCGCGAGCUAUGGACCAUCUUUCACCACGCUAUUACCAGUGCCUAGGCACUCAGUAAAAUCUUGCAUAUGAAUGAAUGGUAAAUGAAAAUAUUUGAUAUUGCCUUUUGUAGGAACAAGAACAUGAACUUUGUGGUGUAGCAUAUGUACGUCUUGGACUGGCUGCCACCAGGAAGAAAGGCUGGAGGCUGCUCCUUCCAGCUACUCUGUUCUAAAUACUGUAACCUGAAUCCCUGGCCCUGGCUGCUCUCAGUUUUUCUGAAAGCUCCAAGUUAACCCACAGUGUACACAUCAGGCCCAGGGGCUUCCCCAGCACUCCUCCAGAGUGCUCUGCUGGGGGCAGGAUGGAGUUCGUGGGAAAGCGGCAACUACUUCUAGCAUUUUGAAGGCAACCUGAACCCCAGACCUUUAAGUUUGCUGCAUUCUCUCCAACCCCGACCCCCAAUUCCACUCCACCAUUAGGGCCUGGGCUGGGGAGAGCUACUGAAAGAGGGAAAAGGGGGCCCCCCAGCCCCCAUAUAUGGUCCUAAUUCAGGACUUAGAGCGUUUGUCUAGAGAGAAAACGCUCGGCAGUGUCUGUGUGUGGGGUGGGGAUGGGGGACAGGUCCCGGGAGAAGUGCAGAAGCUAGCAGCGCGGGCGGUCUCCUCCGGGAAGCCGUCCCACCUGCUGCCUGGGAGCCCGCCGGGGAGGGGCCGCAGCCACGCACCCGCGCGCCCAGCCGGCCCUGCCCGCAGCGCGGCCCCGCCAGCCGGGAGUUCCCGCGAGCUGCCCCGCGCCCCAGGCGCGUGGGGGGCCGUUCGGUUGGAGGCGGGGAGCAGCCGGGGCACCAAAAUAGGAGCCGCUUGUGGGCUGGAGCUGCACUAGCAGGCAGCCUCCGCCGCGCCUCUUCCAAAGAUGGUCAGAGGGUCCGGAGGCGCCCCCGCCCCCGCUCGCCGCUAGCCCGCGGGCCCGCAGCGCGACCCGGAGCCGCCGCGGGAGCCAUGGCUCUAAAAGGACAAGAAGAUUAUAUUUACCUUUUCAAGGAUUCGACACAUCCAGUGGAUUUUCUGGAUGCAUUCAAAACAUUUUACUUGGAUGGAUUAUUUACUGAUAUUACCCUUCAGUGUCCUUCAGGCAUAAUCUUCCAUUGUCACCGAGCUGUUUUAGCUGCUUGCAGCAAUUAUUUUAAAGCAAUGUUCACAGCUGACAUGAAAGAAAAAUUUAAAAAUAAAAUUAAAAUCUCUGGCAUCCAACAUGAUAUCUUGGAAGGCCUUGUAAAUUAUGCGUACACGUCCCAAAUUGAGAUAACUAAAAGAAAUGUUCAAAGCCUGCUUGAAGCAGCAGAUCUGCUACAAUUCCUUUCAGUAAAGAAAGCAUGUGAGCAGUUUUUGGUAAGGCACUUGGAUAUUGAUAAUUGUAUUGGAAUGCACUCCUUUGCAGAAUUUCACGUGUGUCCAGAACUAGAGAAGGAAUCUCGAAGAAUUCUAUGCUCAAGGUUUAAGGAAGUAUGGCAACAAGAAGAAUUUCUGGAAAUAAGCCUUGAAAAGUUUCUCUUUAUCUUGUCCAGAAAGAAUCUCAGUGUUUGGAAAGAAGAAGCUGUCAUAGAGCCAGUUAUCAAGUGGACUGCUCAUGAUGUAGAAAAUCGAAUUGAGUGCCUGUAUAAUCUACUAAGCUAUAUCAACAUAGAUAUAGAUCCAGUGUAUUUAAAAACAGCUUUGGGCCUUCAAAGAAGCUGCCUGUUAACCGAAAAUAAGAUCCGAUCUCUCAUAUACAAUGCUUUGAAUCCCAUGCAUAAAGAGAUUUCUCAGAGGUCCACAGCCACAAUGUAUAUCAUUGGAGGCUAUUACUGGCAUCCUUUAUCAGAGGUGCACGUAUGGGAUCCUUUGACAAAUGUUUGGAUCCAGGGAGCAGAAAUACCAGAUUACACUAGGGAGAGCUAUGGUGUUACAUGUUUGGGACCCAAUAUUUAUGUAACUGGAGGUUACAGAACGGAUAACAUAGAAGCUCUUGACACAGUGUGGAUCUAUAACAGUGAAAGUGAUGAAUGGACAGAAGGUUUGCCAAUGCUCAAUGCCAGGUAUUACCACUGUGCAGUCACCUUGGGUGGCUGUGUCUAUGCUUUAGGUGGUUACAGAAAAGGGGCUCCAGCAGAAGAGGCCGAGUUCUAUGAUCCAUUAAAGGAGAAAUGGAUUCCUAUUGCAAACAUGAUUAAAGGCGUGGGAAAUGCUACUGCCUGUGUCUUACAUGAAGUUAUCUACGUCAUUGGCGGCCACUGCGGAUACAGAGGAAGCUGCACCUAUGACAAGGUCCAGAGCUACAAUUCAGAUAUCAAUGAAUGGAGCCUCAUCACCUCCAGUCCACAUCCAGAAUAUGGAUUGUGUUCAGUUCCAUUUGAAAAUAAGCUCUAUCUAGUUGGUGGACAAACUACAAUCACAGAAUGCUAUGACCCUGAACAGAAUGAAUGGAGAGAGAUCGCUCCCAUGAUGGAAAGGAGGAUGGAGUGUGGUGCCGUCAUCAUGAAUGGAUGUAUUUAUGUCACUGGGGGGUAUUCCUACUCAAAGGGGACAUAUCUUCAGAGCAUUGAGAAAUAUGAUCCAGAUCUUAAUAAGUGGGAAAUCGUGGGUAAUCUUCCAAGUGCCAUGCGGUCCCACGGGUGUGUUUGUGUGUAUAAUGUUUGAUUAAGUCCAUAGAAAUGACCAAGUAAUCACUGUUUCAGGGUGUAG
Molecule: messenger RNA, 3389 nt
Organism: Aethalodelphis obliquidens (Pacific white-sided dolphin)
Lineage: Eukaryota; Metazoa; Chordata; Mammalia; Artiodactyla; Delphinidae
Gene: KLHL23
Product: kelch like family member 23
Exons: 4
Coding region: 1668-3344 (558 amino acids)
Molecular function (GO): protein binding
Source: RefSeq, a predicted model, not a curated record